AUGUCCGCCGGCGAAGGCAAUUGGAAUAUUGUCAUCGACAACUUCGCUGAGGUUUAUGAUGAUGAUGAUGCACACCCCGAAUCUUCGUUAUAUGUGAACGAGGUCCCUGGGUUCGGUGCGACUGCUACUAUAAAUGCCCCGACCGGACGGAUUAUGAAGCCGCGGGUUGAGUCGGCGAGGAAUGCCCUCGCAGCCCUAAAAGUCUCUACCGACGUAGUCGGCAUCCCCAACUUUGAGUGGAGCGGCCUCACAACGAUUGUCUACAACCAGAUAACAAGCAAGAAGGAUGAUCCUCACUACUUCAUCAAACUUGUUGCUCAGCAUGACACUCACAAGCAGUUUCCAAAGUUCAAGCAAUAUCUCGAGCAUGACGCUGUAAAGCAACAGGCGAACAAAUUUAAGCGCGGAGAUGCCUUUGCUGAUACCAUGCUUCCUACUGAAAUGAACGGUUUAUUCGAUUUCGCCAAGACCAAUGCGCAGUUAAAAGCUGAUCAAUCAUCUCACGCUAAAAACCUCCAAGGUACUCCUCAAGCCGCUCUUUUCAAUGAUAUGCUUCGUGAUCUAGGAAGCAGUGCGCAAGUUCCGACUGUUCCAGGCCAAACGCGUACUGAAGUUGCUGCGAACUUAUCAGCUUUUGCGGCAAGAGGACGGGACGUGUAUGUUGAUGCUUUAGGUGGAGGUGUCGGUGGUGGCGCAGGUGACCUCCCCCACUACGCCUCUGAUGCAUCAUUGGACCAAAGUAUGUUGAAUGACAUUCGCAAUUGUGCUUCAGUCGAAAAUUUGAAAAAAUUCAAAGCAUACCUCGAUAGCCACCUGAAAGACGGUAAGAUGGAAGAUCUGCUGUAUAAUACUUACUGCCACCAUCUGCAUGAACGACUCACCCAUCUGGCUGCGUCUCGCGGAGGGACUUCAUUCAAUCCUGGUAUCUCAGAUGUAGCCUCGGAGCGAAUAUUGAAAAACCAUCUGCAAAGAGCACGCGCUCCUCCGCCCGAUGGUCGUGGAUUUUCUAGUCUUGCUAACUUGGGAUACGGAACUUCUCCGUUGAACACUGAUCAGAUUGCUUUACAGAGUUAUGGACAUGACUUUGUUGCUGUGAGUGCUAAUUUGUUUGACCAAGAUGGCCACAACCCUUCUCCAGAUUUUCAAACGCCUGAUUUACAACUUGGGAAACGGACCAGAUCGUCCUUUAUUGAUACGCCUAUGCCUCAGCUUACCCAAGAUGCGUUACUUGCGAAGAUUGGACUCGUACAGACUUUGCUUAGACCUGUUGGCGUCGACGUUGAUAUUCAAGUCAUUGCUGCGGUGCUUAAAGACGUUGCAGGGUAUGAUCCUCACGUCGCGGCCGUGAUUAUAUCAGAUAUAAUCCCCGCGAUGAACGACCCUUCUUGGAAACACAAAGUUUUACAAGUUGUGAAAAAUAUUUUUGAAUUGAAAUCUGAUCUGACCCUGCUUGAACUUCGAGACUUUUGCAAGAGUCCUUCGCUUCUUGAUCGAGAACCUGUCACUCGAAAGGAUUCCAAUACAGUGACCGUACGGGAAGCAAAAACUUUCUGCAUGACUAACCAAAUCUCUUCCGUUGAAGUAGGUUCGGAAGCUUUACUACGUUGUGGACAUGACGGUGACGACCUUGAAGCCGCCACACUUGCUAAGGCUAUGGACGGGAUGCCAGAGCAGGAUUAUGACUCUUGUCAGCGUGCGUACGCGGCGUGUGUUGACAUAUUCGACGACGUGGACUUCAUCAAAUCUUGCCCCGAGCUUUUGUCAAGCUUCGGUGUUUUGAGCAGCAUCAUAGCUAAUAAGAACGAAGUGGUUGAAGUUUCUGAUUAG
This is a messenger RNA of Micromonas pusilla CCMP1545, 1827 nucleotides long. RefSeq lists its product as uncharacterized. Bases 1 to 1827 code for a protein of 608 amino acids. The transcript has a single exon. Lineage: Eukaryota; Viridiplantae; Chlorophyta; Mamiellophyceae; Mamiellales; Mamiellaceae. The record is from RefSeq and is a predicted model, not a curated record.